AAAACCGUCAACGUUAUAUGAUGUUUUGAAACUGAACAUGACUGACAAGCAGAAAGUCAUCGUCGCUCUAACCUCUGCGUCCGAGACAUGCACCGCUGCACUCUCCGCACUCUCUUCCCGAAAUCAGCGCGAUAAAUCUGAGCCCCAAACCUCCGACCUCAGCGUGAUCCUAAAAGACCUAGACUCUCUCCUUUCGCUCAUAUACAACUCCAGCACCAAACUUGCUCUCGCGCUCAAACCAUCAUCUCCUACAUACUCCGCUUCUCUACCUGUGAUCGUGGAUCUAACGAAAUAUACUUCUGGGAUCGCACAUUGCAUUCAUAUUUUGAAUCCUGAAUUACAUGGGACGACACUUAUUAAGGAGGUGCAGCAUGAGGUGACGGUUAUUUUGGAGGCUUUGCGUGCAAUCGUGCAGACCUUUUUGAACCUUGCUGCCCGUGGUCCGUCGAUAGCAAGGAGUGGCUCAGCAGGAGAAGAGUAUCUAGUCCGGACAGGCACUCUUCACGAUCUCAUAACCCAAGCGCGAGGGCCCAACGGAAUACCAAAAGAUAACAUAUCUGCAAUCUGUCGAAGAUGGAAACAGGAUCGAGGGGCUCUCGAAGAUGGUCUUCGAGAGGUGUCUGAAAUGAUAGACGGAGCCGAAGGGAAUGAAAGCGAUGAUGUCGAUGACGAUGAUGAUGACGACGGUUGGGGUGAGCUCGGUUUAGCUGACUCAGGAGCGAAGAUGGACAAGGACGAGCUGGCGCGUGCAAAAAAUGUUCACUCGGUACUGCGGUUAACCACGUUAUUGCACAAGCGUAUCUUCUUGGAUCUGCUGUCUUUUACACCGACCCCACCGCCUCCAAGCGUUGCUCUAGAUGCCUUGCUUUUGCAGUCACACGCACUCCUUGCUGCGUCCGACGAACUGGUCUCCUCGUUGUAUGCUCCUCAGAACCCUGCUACGAUCAGGAAGGAAUCGUUGGCGCUGCUGGGUAUAGUUAAUGCACUCCAGAUGCAGCUACGAAUAUUCUUCCCCGAUACGGCCUCCAUAGAACAACAGCUCUCCGCGCUCAGUAUCGAGGGAGAUAAGUCAGCAUCGACACCUAGCAAACCCACGGCCGACAAAAAGUGGUUUGAUCUUUGUUUCGACCAGGUAACAAAGACAUCCGCCAAUCUCGUGUCGCCUAUGUACAAGCCACCCCCAGGAGCCGGCCAGAAACCAAGAUGAGAGACGCGACGAAGUGUCGGUUGUGCUAGCAAAGAGUAUAGAAGGGUUUGUAAUAUUGCAAUGAUGUAUUUACAGGCUAGGUGAUAGUGUUGCGUGUCCGAAAGCAAGAUGUACAAGUAAAAACAUAACAAACCAAGCUUCAAGCCUCUCCCUCCUCUUUCGUGGCACUCUGGCUCCGCUCCCUGUGGUGUCGUAGACGCGCCCUCUCCUUGUCAUACUCCUCUCGGAACUUGGCAGCAAGGAAAUUUGGGUGCAAAGCCAUGCUAUUGUGGGCUCUGAGUUUCUGUUCAAAACCUGCGAUCUUGUCUGCUUGUGACUGUAGAUCGAAAUGAUGUUUCUGCUUGUGACU
This is a messenger RNA of Suillus clintonianus, 1556 nucleotides long. RefSeq lists its product as uncharacterized. Lineage: Eukaryota; Fungi; Basidiomycota; Agaricomycetes; Boletales; Suillaceae. The record is from RefSeq and is a predicted model, not a curated record. The transcript has 4 exons. Gene Ontology annotation, cellular component: nucleus. The coding region runs from base 38 to 1207 and encodes 389 amino acids. Gene Ontology annotation, biological process: regulation of cell cycle.